CCUUAGUGAACGUACUAUGCAUAAAUUUGGCGUGGCAGUACAUGUUCGGUAUAGCACGAAGAGUUCAACUUCGACAUAAGAGAGGAGCCCCAAAAAUGAAUCGUUUGCUGUUCACUCUGACUGUUCUUGUGAUGAUGACUGCACCUGGUUGUGCGUUGAAAUGCUAUGUGUGCUCUGGCACUGAAGAUACUUGCAGCAAGAGCAAACUGGAAGGUGACAAGGACACCUACUUGAAGGAAUGUCCUUCCGGCUUUGACAGGUGCGCUAGGAGUUGGUCUAAGAAAGAUGACGCGAACGCUGUAGGAAACUCCUGCGCCAAUGAAGCUGUCUGUGACGCAGCAGAUGAGCUUUGUGACAAGCUUAAAGAUACUAUCAAGGACUACAAGUGCGGGGUUGGUUGCUGCACUGACGAUGCCUGUAACGCAAGCUCGCCUGUGACCUUCAGCUUCUUCCUGUUGAUCGUCUCCUCUGUCUUGGGCCUAGCACUAAUGAAGUAGACCGCAGACCAAAGAUGCUAACGUGUUACGAGCACCCCUUGAUUGUAGAAUUGUGAGCGUCAUAAGACAUGUCAUCCAAGAUGGACAGUCAAUGUUACUCGCAAAAAAAAAAGUAGAUUUGUAGAUCUGAGUGAAUUUCCUUGUAUUGUAAGCUUAGCAGUUGGAUUAAACGUUUUGAAAUAAUCGUA
Messenger RNA from Pocillopora verrucosa, 685 nucleotides. Its product is annotated as lymphocyte antigen 6D. NCBI's taxonomy places the organism in Eukaryota, Metazoa, Cnidaria, Anthozoa, Scleractinia, Pocilloporidae. The record is from RefSeq and is a predicted model, not a curated record.